Messenger RNA from Sardina pilchardus (European sardine), 1908 nucleotides. It is a transcript of the gene ccr6b, whose product is annotated as chemokine (C-C motif) receptor 6b. Gene Ontology annotation, cellular component: external side of plasma membrane; membrane. The transcript has 3 exons. Gene Ontology annotation, biological process: cell chemotaxis; calcium-mediated signaling; G protein-coupled receptor signaling pathway. The record is from RefSeq and is a predicted model, not a curated record. Bases 153 to 1286 code for a protein of 377 amino acids. NCBI's taxonomy places the organism in Eukaryota, Metazoa, Chordata, Actinopteri, Clupeiformes, Clupeidae. Gene Ontology annotation, molecular function: C-C chemokine binding; C-C chemokine receptor activity.
CAACUGAUAGUAGACACAUUCUCUUACCAGAGGAUAUCCUUCAAACAUAAUUUGCGGAUAGCCUUCUAGUAACUUGGUGCACAGGCACUUAAAAAAAAAAGAAAAAAGACAGGAAACAAAGACAGACCUGAUUCACAUUCUUUGAAGAUGUGAUGAUGGAUUCCUAUCCAGUAAAUGCAACGGAAGAUUAUGAUUAUAAUGAUAGUGAUACUGAUUAUGAUCUAGAUUAUGAUCCAGAUGGAGUUGUUGUGCCAUGUAAUUUGAACAGCAACCGGGGCGUGGGGAUAACCAUAAAUACAUACAUUUAUGCGCUUAUCUGUGUCUUCGGUCUUCUGGGCAACGUCAUGGUGAUUGUAACAUACGCGUUUUACAAGAAAGCCAAGUCUAUGACUGAUGUCUACCUUCUGAAUGUGGCUUUCGCUGACCUCAUCUUUGUGAUAGCUCUUCCUCUGAUCAUCUACAAUGAGCAUUACGACUGGCACAUGGGCACAGUGGCAUGCAAGCUCCUGAGGGGGGCCUACAGCAUCAACCUGUACAGCAGCAUGCUCCUCCUGGCCUGCAUCAGUGGCGAUCGCUACGUGGCCAUCGUCCAGGCCAGGAGGUCUUUUGGUAACCGCUCUCGCUCUCUGGUCUACAGUCGGGUCAUCUGCCUCAACAUCUGGUUCUUUGCUGUAAUCCUGUCCAUUCCCACCGUCAUCUACAACCAGCGCGUUGAGGAACAUGGGACUUUUGAGUGUACCUUCAAAUUCGAUGCCGACGACACAAGCACAGCGCGGCUGAUGAAAGUGCUCCUUCCCAGCAUGCAGGUGUCUGUGGGGUUCUUCGUCCCGCUGCUGGUCAUGGGAUUCUGCUACUCCAGCAUCCUGGUUAUUCUCCUCCACACUCAAAGUUUCCAGAGGCACAAGGCAGUGCGUGUGGUGCUGGCUGUGGUCAUCGUGUUUGUUGCCUGCCACCUGCCCUACAACGUGGUUGUGCUUUACCAUACAGCCUACCUGUUCAAGGAGAGACAGUGUGAGACAGAACAAAUUAUAUUGAUGACCAUCACGGUGACCAGAAGCUUGGCCUACCUCCACUGCUGCCUCAAUCCUAUACUGUAUGCUUUCAUUGGGGUGAAGUUCAGGAACCAUAUGCAGAAGAUUCUGGUUGACUUAUGGUGUCACGGAAAGAAGUACCUUUACACAACCCGUCAAACCACGUCAAAACAGACGUCUGAGGUCUAUGUAUCAGCCCCAUGCAAGUCACCUGAGGAGUCCAACGACGCACACCAAUCAUCAUUUACAAUGUGAGACACAACCCUUACAGUGUCUGUAAUUCUUUGCAAUGGCAUGUUAGCAUUGACUAUGUAUGCCCCAGAUGUGUGGCUAAAAGACUUGGCAAAUGUGACAAAGUUAUGUGCAAGCAUGUUCAAUAAUGGAAGUUUGUUGUCAUGUAAACAUGCUUCCAUCACAUCUUUUAAUGUGAAGAGUGUUAUUGUGAAACUUUAAUUUUUUUGAUACGGUUUUAUAGUUUGAAUGUUUUUAAUAUGUUUCUGCUUUGUCAAAAAUGUAUGUUGUGUCUGGACACACUUCUGUGGACCAUGAAAGGAUUUUUGCAUAGGUGAAUAACCAUAAACAUACCCGCCACUUGAUCAUUUACAUAAAACCAGUGUCCAAUAAACAUGUACUGUACUGUGUAACUGGUCUCACAAAUUUCUAUUCAGGAAAAAAACAUCCCAGAUUUGCAUGUGUAAAUGAUCAACCAUUAUCAAUGGAACCACUGUUGUCAUCUCACUAUGCCAUUCUUAUUUUGUUUAAAUUUUGUAUAUAUUCUGUUUAACUAGGCCUAUGUGCCAGAGACAUAUUGUGUCAUGGCUGAUUCUGUAACAAAAAAUGAUUUCUUGAAAGUGCACUUAAAUAAACAGCUAAAGGU